This is a messenger RNA of Lachancea nothofagi CBS 11611, 2238 nucleotides long. NCBI's taxonomy places the organism in Eukaryota, Fungi, Ascomycota, Saccharomycetes, Saccharomycetales, Saccharomycetaceae. The record is from the annotation of a GenBank genome assembly.
AUGUCUCGGGACUCAAGUUUAGUGCCAUUGACAGCUCAAGAGCUCAGAGAACCAGCCCUUGCGGAGCAACCAGAGCCUUUUGAUGACCCAACUGGGUAUAACCCUGAUGUACCAAUAGCCAUCGAUUUCGGUUCGAGUGAAGUCAGAGCCGGCUUCGGAAAUCAGGAAGGCCCUUCUCACAUAUUUACAAAUCGACUUGCAAGAUGGAGAGACCGGAAGCGGAACAAAAAUCUAACGUUUAUUGGAAAUGACACAAAUUUAGACUUAAGCGUGCGGCUGCAAGCUAGAAGCCCUUACGAUGGCGCUAUCGUAUCAAAUUGGGACUAUGCAGAGGAGAUCAUGGAGUACACUUUUCAUCAUCUAGGCGUAAACAAUCAGGACGGCGUCCCAAACCCAAUUUUAAUGACAGAGAAACUCGCUACACUCCAAUCGCAGAGAGAAAACUGGUAUCAACUGCUAUUUGAAUGUUUUGGUACGUCACAAGUCACUUUCGGUUUAGACAGCCUCUUUUCAUUCCAUGCCAACAAUGAUUCGUCAGCCUCCGGGCUCGUCAUUAGUAGUGGUAACGAAGAUACGCACGUCAUUCCCGUUGUAGACGGCAAAGGCGCUUUAAGUGAAGCUAAGCGGAUAAAUUGGGGAGGCCGUCAGUCCGUUGAUUAUUUAGCGAAUUUGCUGGCUUUGAAAUAUCCGUAUUUUCCAAUCAAACCAUCCACACAACAGUUUCAGUCGCUGUACCACGAUUACUGCUAUAUCUCUCCUGACUAUCAGCAAGAAAUCCAAAAAAUCCUAUCUAUGGAAGAAUUAGAAACAAAAAACGUUGUCGUCGAAGCUCCCUUUUCAGAGAUAGUGCAGCCAGAGAAGAGCGAAGAGGAGAUUCGCCUGCAAGCUGAGAAAAGACGGGAGACUGGCAGAAGAUUACAAGAACAGGCCCGACAAAGACGGAAAGAGAAGCUAGUUCAAAAGGAGGAAGAAUAUGAGUAUUACACGCAGCUCAAAGAGCAAAUGAAGGAUCAGCCUAAAAAGACAAUAUUAUCAACGCUACAAAACGCCGGAUUUGACGACGAACAAGACUUUAGGAAAUACGUCAACGGGCUAGAGAAGACUCUAAAAAAAGCUCAGGUCCUCGACGCGGGUGAUGAGGAUGAGGAAACCUCUUCAAAUAAAUUCGAACUUGUUGAGGUGCCCGAUGAGCAACUUAAUGAAGAUGAAAUAAAAGAAAAGAGGAAGCAGCGGCUCAUGAAAGCUAAUCUAGAUGCUAGGAUCAAAGCCAAAGAAGAGAGGAUUAAAAAAGAGCAAGAAGAAGAAGAAACAAGAAUAAAAGAUGAAACAUGGCGCAAGGAGGAUUUACAUGGCUGGAUUAAGGACAAACGAAAUAGACUUUCCGGCCUAAUUAAAUCAAGAAAAAGUAAACUAAAGAUAAAAUCAGAUAUGAAAGACCGGAAGUCUCAUGCUGCUCAGAAAAGAAUGAAAAACAUUGCUACAUUGGCUGAAGAGGACUCGCGGUCCAGUACUAAAAGGUCCAGACAACAGGCCACUGUUGAUAACGACCCAAACGAUACAUUUGGUGCGAAUGACGAGGACUGGCUUGUGUACAACGAUAUCACAUCAAAUGCAGAGGCUCUUGACCAAGCAAUCGAGGAAGAGUAUAAUGUCAUUGUCGAACUAGAAAAGCUACUUCUGGAAUAUGAUCCGAACUUCACCGAAGAGGAUACGUUAGAUGCACAAUACGAUUGGAGAAAUUCAACCCUACACCUUUUUUUGAGAGGUCCUAGGCCUCACGACAGUGAAGAUAUGAACCAACAACAUCAAAUGCAUCUCAAUGUCGAGCGUAUUAGAGUGCCGGAAGUCGUAUUUCAGCCAUCGAUGGGCGCUCUAGAUCAGGCAGGUAUAAUCGAAAUUUGCGAGACGAUCCUUUUGAAAAAAUUCGACUCUAACAGGAGAGAGCUUAGUCCCAUAACUCAAAACUUGGCCUCGAAUAUAUUUCUUACCGGGGGUAAUAUGCGGGUACCUGGUAUGAAAGAGAGGAUUGUGCGGGAAUUCACGGGACUUCUACCCAUGGGUACUAAUUUAAAUGUCAGAUUGGCGAAAAAUCCAGCUGUGGAUGCAUGGAAAGGAAUGGCGAAGCUUUCACAGGCAAAAGAUCAGUACAAAAAAACCUACAUCACAAAGCAAGAGUACCAGGAAUAUGGUGCAGAUUAUAUAAAGGAACAUAACCUUGGUAAUGUUUCGUAUGUGUAG